AUGAGGCUUUCAAUUGAGAAGUAUAAUAAUGCCAUUGAUGCUCAAAGGAAUCAAACUGAAAGGCUUGACUAUUAUGAUUCUAUAAUCUCUCCAAAAUAUGCCACUGAUUUAGCAUUUGAGAAGCAAUUGACAUCUGUAUACACGGAUAGGAUGUUUAGAGUGGUACAAGAAUUGAUUUCUGAGGCUGAUAAGAGUUGUCGGAUGAUUAGCAUGUCCACUUUGGAGAACAUCGAGGUCUUUAAAGUUUCUGAUGCUAGAAAGAAGACCUUCACAGUUACACAUGAGAUAGAGACUGAGUCAUUUGAUUGUGAGUGUAAACUAUUUGAAAGGUGUGGUUAUCUAUGCAGCCACCUUUUCUUCGUCCUCAGAAACAAAGAUGUCAACAAUAUUCCAGAGAAGUAUGUUGGUAACUGGUGGCUGAAAAGUGAAUUAUUGAAGGCAGUUCAUGGUCUCACGAGUGAUGAAACUGCGUCUGACAAAGGACGACGACAUUCUCUGAUAUUGACAUGUUAUAUGUUUGCUGGUUCUAACGAAGAUGACAAGCUACAUAUUGGUAACAGGUGUCAUGGACGUUACUUUGGUCUAUAUCAACGCGCUUUUAAGAAUAAAAAUCAUCUGAUUGCAUUGGAUAAUUUGCUUGAGGGUAUUGGUCCUCAAAUUUUUACUCAUGACACUACUGGAUCUUCAUCAGUUGAUAAAAAUUAUUCCAUCAAGAACAUAUAUGGUAUUGCUGUACCUGAAGAAAUAACUGCACAUGCUCCAGAUGUGGUUAGUACAAAGGGAGGUGCAAGUGACAAGAAAAGCAGGAUUAAGUCGAGCAUAGAGAAAGCAAUUGAAAAAGCAAGUAAACUUCAUAGGCAUUGUGGAAAGUGUCAUAAAGUGACUGAUCAUAAUGCCAGGAGUUGUGGCAAAAAGUAG
Messenger RNA from Salvia splendens (bonfire salvia), 918 nucleotides. Its product is annotated as protein FAR1-RELATED SEQUENCE 9-like. The transcript is spliced from 4 exons. Gene Ontology annotation, molecular function: zinc ion binding. Lineage: Eukaryota; Viridiplantae; Streptophyta; Magnoliopsida; Lamiales; Lamiaceae. The record is from RefSeq and is a predicted model, not a curated record. Gene Ontology annotation, biological process: regulation of DNA-templated transcription. Bases 1 to 918 code for a protein of 305 amino acids.